AUGUUGUUCAAAUUGUUGAUUGUUUUACCCAGUUUCGUGUUACUGACCAGUGCAAAAGAAUGUAAAUCUGGUCAGAACUGUGAGUUAAGGUGUUGUACCAUACCUGAGGGUGAUGUAAUUUGUCGUGAGAGAUGUUUGGGGUUAUCAUGUGAACUUGAUGUACAUUGUGAUGGCGGCUGGUGUGUAAACUCAACAUGUAGCAGUUGUCUUUUGAAAAGGUUUGUAAAUGUUUAAUUUCCUUUUUAAAACUGAACUGUACGUUUUUGUCCUUCUCUUUGAUAACGUUAUUACGAUGUUAUUAACAGAAAGAUACCCAACGUGUUAAUACGAAAAAUUGUGGAGUCAAUAGAAAUAGUUCACGAACAAAUCGAUUAAAUUUUGGUUCAAUUUGGGUGAAAAUUGCAUGAGAAAUUAGCAAACGUUUGUUUUGCAAGCUGCUCCAUUUACUAUUCGGAAUACUCCGGAUUUUCGGAACACUGAUGGAAUGGAACAGAAGAACCCCGAUUUUCGAGUAGGGGCAGAUAAUUUCGAGUUGGGGCAGAUAAUUUCGAGUAGGGGCAGGGUAAAUAGGAAAUUGCUAUUGGUGGGUUUGACAAAAAUACAAUAAACACGUGACGGUGAAGGACCAUAUUUAUGAAUAAACGUUGACUAACAUAGAUAAUGCAUGAGUUAUAUUGUUAUUCUAAUGAGUUUCCAAACUAUCUAUUCUAUUAACUAUGGUAUUACACUGCAGUAGUGUGAAACUCCUUGAACGAGUUGUUUAGUAGAUAAAAGUAUAUGCACUUAACUCUCCCGCAUGUUACAAACCGAGUGCUUUUCAUAUCUUUCGAAAAUUGAAUUCAAUAAUUGUUUUAUUAUUUAUUUAAAAUAUGGAAAAGACAUGCGCACCUGUAGGUUCAAUUCGUGGAAGUAAUUCACCAGUUCUUUUUCCCAUUUGCGGAAAAUCUUUCCUUUCUCUCAUAAGGACGUUAACAUGUUAGUCAAAACUUACGUGGCUGUUUUCGUUGGUAUUUCUUCUUUACAUUCUAAACGUUGUUUCCUUUAAACCUGCGAACACAUCCGUUACAUUUCGUAUUUGUAUUUCCACAGCAUUACAUCAUAACGUUGAUUAUUUUUUCAUAUCAACACUAUGACGUCAUAACAUUGAAUAUGGUUUUUUCAUGUCAACAUGACGUCAUAAUAUUGAAUAUGAUAUGACGAUUACUUUGUUUAAUGCAUCAGUCAAUUCCAGCUGCGACCAUCCCCCCCCCCCCCUAGGACAAUUCCCGGGCAUUGGUAAAUUUUUUAUUUUUUUCGUGCAAAUGUCCGGGCGGUAGGGCAAAAAAGAAGGAACAAUGCCUCACCCUUGGGACGGAAAAGCAAAACAAAUGCCCCGAGCCGACAAAUUAGUCCAUGUCAAAAAAUGCACUAAAUUAAUCACAUGCGUUUAAAAAAUUUACAUUUAUACGUAUCUCUGUUAAUUAUUCUUUUGGGGAUCAUGACAAGAAGGAAAAUUAUCGUGCUCAUUUCAGAUGAAAACAUCGACGAAAGGCUGUGACACUGACACACUCAGAGGCCGCGGAAGCAUUUCGAAAGUGGAGGGGCAUUGACCAAAAGGGGCACUUUUGUAUAUGACCAAAAUCAAACGAUUUUAUAUCGUUCACGAGCCGAACGAAAAUUUUUGAAAAUAUGGAGGCUCUAUAACGUCGGAAAUGGCCUUUACAGAGUCUUUACUACUGCGAAAAGAGCAAAAUUUACUUUCCAGAAAAAGAGGGCGUUUAUUCAAGAAAUACUUGAAUCUUCGUUCUUUAAAUUAAGCCCAGAAAAAAGGGCACUUUUUUCACUUUUAAAAAGUGGGGUGUCACAUGCCCCCAUUGGCCCCCGGUUCCGCGGCCCCUAGGGGCACACACUUGCUUUUAUUGCAGAAAGUUUUUCAUUGUAAAUACAAUAUAUAUAAUAUGGACUGAAGGAAAUUUUUAAACAUUGAUUCACACUUGAAAACCAACAUUCAACAAUAAUAUAAUAUAAAAUUUGUUUUUAAACGUAUUUACAGACCAUGUAAAGUCUGUUCUGCGCAUACGUUCUGCGCAAGCUUACAUUCCAAUGGUCGGGACCCAAACGUUGGAAUGUUAUUAAUAUUUCGUAUCAUUUGAACUUUCUUGAAUUGAAUCUUUAGUCUGUAUUCAUUUACAAGCAUAGCGAGUCAGAAGAGUGUUAAAAAUUCAGUAUAAUAUAUAUCUAAUCAUAUUUUUCAACUGUAGCACUGAGUUCAAAAUGUAAACAAAGCGUUUGUUUACAUUACGGACUUUACAUGGUCUUUAAAAGUCGUCCAUUUUGGCAUACGACACAGGAAACUCGUGGCCGCGGUCUUUUCUCCGUGAGCGACAAAUGCCCGGGGGUAAUAACCCGACAAAUGCCCGGGGGUAAUAACCCGAUAUUGAUAAAUGCUCCCGGAUGAACACGCAGAUGCAAAUGCCCGGCCGUGGCGACAAGUAAGCGUAAAAAUGCCCCACACUAGUAUUGUCAAAUGCCCCACACUAGUACUGUCCCGGGGGGGGGGGGAAGGAUGCUGCUGGAAUUGACUGAUGCAUAACGCCAGGUGGUUUUACUUGUCAAUUUAAAAGCGAUGAGAAAGUCAAUGAGAAGGUCGUUCCUUCUUGUUUAAAUAAUACUAAAAUAACUUUAGAUAAUUAUUUUACUCUGCUUAACAGAACACAAUUUUACCUGAUGUUUUAUGCAACUUCGUACAAAUUGUUACGUUUUAUUGAUGGAAUGUUUUACCUAACUUUUUUCAUAACUCUUCUAGGCUUUCUUUGACAGGCUCGAAUCCUGUUCGUGGCACAACUCAGCCUACAUCGCAAAAGCCUUCAAGUACAAGCUUAAAAACUACAGAUAGACGAAAAGUAGUAACUGAGGCGAAGGCAAUGGAUCGAGAAGAUGUGACAAGAAACACGUCACCAACAUUAAAACAUGUCAAAACUAACGUUCAUGGCUGUUCGAGGUUUAAUAACCAAUGUGCCAGUAAAUGUUGUAUUGAUGGGAAAUGUGUAGACACUUCUCAAUGUGUACCUGUCAAAGCUGCCCGUGGGGGUAGAGGUGGAGGAAGGAGAGGUGGUGGGGGAAGAAUUUCCAGAGGGGGAGGCGGGGGAGUGAAUGGUUCGCAAACAGGGGGAGGUUCUUUCCCCGGUUGGGCAAUUGCUGUUUUAGUAAUUGGUAUGCUGCUAUUGUUUAUCGGUCCUUUAUUAAUUGUCUUUUGUUGUUAUAAGUGUCAGAAGUAAGAUGAACGUUAGCCUGAGUAUCAGUGGCGAAGCUAGCUAAAUAGGUUAAAAAUUUCUAAAAGUUUGCAUGAUGCAAAUCAUUAAAACUGAUUUGCCUAUCAUGACCUGUUGCUAUGGCCAGUUUCGUCAUUGCUGAGUAUCAGGCUCUCGUUUCCAUCCCUUAAAAUUUAAAUGCGUAUUGCCUGACACAAAUCCCUGUCUGGCUGCAUGUGAAAAAGCCAAAAUCCGUGACAUUUCACUUGAUUGGUUAGUGCUAAAUAGAUUAUACUAUUUCUCAUUGAUAUGUUUAGUAGGUUUAACUAUAUUAAAUUAGAUUGUUUUAAUUUGUUUACUUAUUAUUGUUGUGUACAUAAUUGACAUUUCUCCAUGCAGGGACAUUUUGAUUGGAAACUAAAUAUAAACUAUGUGAAGUGCGAUAGGAUUAAAGUUUGUGUCAGGCUCUGUUUGUAAAUCAAACAUGCAUUUUUUGGCUUUUGGUCUUGUGCGAUAAGUUUGUUCGGAUCAUUUAAUUUCAACUUGCAGCGUAUUAGACUUUGCCAUGAGCGCGGCUGAGCUCGUUUCAAUGUGUGGCAUAUGGGCCACGUAUUUUGCCAUGAGAUAAUUUCAACAUGUGGCGUAGGAGAGAUGUCUUGCCAUCAGAUUGUUUCAACAUGUGACGUAUGAGUUAUUUUGUCUUGUGAUAUAAUUUCAAUAUGUGGCGUAUAAUAUGCGCUGUUUUGCCAUGAGAUAAUUUCAACAUGGGGCGUAGGAGAUGCCAUCAGAUUGUUUCAACAUGUGACGUAUGAGUUCUUUUGUCUUGCAAUAUAUUUUCAAUAUGUGGCGUAUAAUAUGCGCUGUUUUGCCAUGAGAUAAUUUCAACAUGUGGCGUAUGAAAUAUUUGCCAUGAGAUAAUGUCGCAUGUGGCGUAGGAGAGAUUUUGCCAUGAGAUUAUUUCAACAUGUGGCGUACGAGUUAUUUUGCCAUGAGUUCAUUUCAAUAUAUGGCGCAUGCGCUUUUUUACCUGGAGAUGAUUUCAGCAUAUGGCCAUGCUUAUGAGAUCCUGCCAACACCGCGGAAAACGUCUGCGCAUGCACCAAAUUAUGAAAAUAUGGCGGGGAAUUUGAAUAUCAAAUUCUAAAACAAAAACAUGCUUAUUAAUUGGUCAAAAAUUAGUAAAACAAACGAGAAAAUAUAGCAAAUGGGUAGACUAGACAUUAAUUGAAAGCGUCCUGGCAUUUAAAGUAUGGAAUGAAAUAUAAUUCAUGUAAAAAUUGUUGAUUUUAACGGACACGACUUCGAAAAUUUUUGCAAAAUUAUUCAAAACAAAAAUUCAAACUCAAAAGUUAAGAAAACUCUCGAAAAGUUAAGCUUCUUAACCCGCUCAAAUUGUAGAAUAAAUCCUAAAGUUUAAUUAUUGUGAACACGAAAAUUUUUUAUAUUUGGCGACACAGUUUUUUUUUAAGAAAUGUAUCUCAAACGAAAAUUCGGAAAUUGUCGUUGCUUAGUUGAUAAACAAAAUGUUUCAGACGAUAAAUUUGUCAACAAUCACCUUUAGUUCAUGUUCUUGUACAAUACAAUUUCUUGAACCUUCUGGCUGUAUUUAUUCCUAGUUUUUAGAAUGACAUGUUUAUUUUUGCGCUCAAAAUCUGGCUGUAAAGACGCACAAUAAAGUCACUCCUUUUUACCGCCAUUUUGAGCGUUCAGAACAGCUUCUCAUCAAGUUCGCAAUACUAUUACAGGUAAGGUUGACGCAUGCGCAGACGUUUUUCCGCGGUGUUGAUCCUGCCAGGCUAUAAUUUCAGCGUUUCAUGGUGUACGCGAUUUUGUCAUGAGAGAAAUUUAACAUGCGAUGUGUGCAAUCUGCCAUGGAUAAUUUCAGCAUGUUGCGAAAAAUAUUUUGCACCAGACAAUUUUACUUGUCCCUUGUGAGAUUUUUGCCGUGAGUUUAUUUCAACAUGUUUCGCUUUUCACUAGCUAUUUGAAUCCAUUGACCCCUAUUUCUUAGCGGUUAAUUUUACUCUCUCUCGAGUUUUUACCGGGAUGUUCGAGCAGUGAAAAGGGAGUCUAAUUCCCCAGUCGGAUUAUUAGUAAAUUAUUGGCCAGCCCCAGCCUCCUCGUUGCUACGACCAUGUUUUAAUCAAUUGAUUUGAAGGCUUCGGGAAUGUAAGCUUUGAUGAAUUCCCCAUGUUUUGGCUAAAAUGUUUGGCAGUUUUGCCCAGAUAUUGUUAUCAUCGGUGUAUCAUAUAAAUAUCAACUGGUUAUCUUUCUUGAUAACAGGCCGUCUCAUUUUCUCAGCUGGUGCAGAGAAUUACCCUUUUGGAGAGCCAGCAGAAACCGGACAUAACUGCUCGAAUAAAAUCAUUGACUUCAUAUGGAAUUAGAAAAUUGGUGGAUUUUGAUCAAUAUACUGCUAUUUCUAUGGUUGAAGCCCUAGCUAACGAAGCCGAGCAAGGGCAUCAUGAAAAGGCGUCUUUCUUUAACGUUGCUCUUCUCGCGUUGAUAGCCUGCGUGCAGCCUGACUUUAAAUGGGGAGAAGUCAGUCUGCGAAUCAGGGAACAAUACCGUGUUCGCGCCAUCUUUUGAAUUGCAUGGAUUUCUGUAUUCAAACGUGAUUGGCUAUUGCUUAGAAGCCUAAAAAACGCGCUACGAUUGGCCAUUAAUUCGUUAAUAGAUUCAGUUCAACAAAAUAAUAUAUUUAGCAAAAUGGCAUCUUGGGAAACUCAAUGAGAUCCCUUUCAAAUCUUUUGUACGGGUUUGUGCAUAAAUUACACACAAUAUUGCUCUUUGUGUUUUUGUCCGCCAUUUUUUUCAUUCUGGAAUGUUGUUUGAACCAAAUACAUAUUAACGAAUUGGCCAAUCGUAGCGCGUGUGUUAGGCUUUUGAGCAAUAGCCAAUCACGUUUGAAUACAGAAAUCAAUGCAAUUCAAAAGAUGGCGCGAACACAGUAUUGUUCCCUGAUUCGCAGACUGACUUCUCUCCAUUUAAAGUCAGGGUGCACGCAGGCUACGCGUUGAGAGACCGAAUCGAUAAGCCUAAAGGCGUAAAACCCUGGGCACACUAUAGGAAACAUUGUUGCGGAAACAUUUGUGAUUUCGGUGAUGUUUACUCAAAUGUUUCCCUGUUUGCCCACCCAUGGAAACAUUGUUGCGGAAACAAUUGCUUCCCUGGAAUCAAAAAUGUCUCCUACCAAAUUCAGAAACAUUUGAUGUUUCCCAAGUGUAUUUUUUGUUGUGAAAACAUUGUUUCCCUGUUUGUCCAUAUGUUUACAGCGAGUGUGGAAAGAUACCGAAACAGUGAAGUUGGAAGGUUUGUAUGAAGCAAGAAACUGUGGGAUGUCCGGUAAUGUAAAAUACUUAAACUGAGACGAAAAAGAGAAGGUUUAUGGAGUUAUGCUCAGAUUGACAACGAGUUGAAGGAAUUUGGCAUUGACGGAGAAGAAUACAAGUACAAAUGGAAGAUAAUAAGGGGCCAGUUAACCGACGACUAAUUUACCCUGAGCGCUAAUGUUCCUCACUGAUGUUUCCUAGUGUUUGCCCACUGUGGGAAACAUGGCGAAAUCUUGGCAGGAAACAAUGUUUCCGCAACUAUGUUCAUCCUAGUUUGCCCAGGGCUUAAGGCGCUGUUUCACGAGUAUUUUGUGGCACUGUUCUCCGACGAUGAUUAUACUAAAGUUCUAGACUCGACUACCGAAGUCGAUAAGUCCUUUAAAACAUUCAAACCACCCGCGGUUAACAGCUCUAUGAAUCCCACACCAUGCUGCACCUGUUCCCCGGCGUCCUCGCAACCUCUCUGCAACUUGUUUUUCUGUGGUCUACCCGGUCAUAUUGCCGCUCGCUGUUUCAGAAUACUAAUGUCUUGCAUUGCCCUUUGCCAGCUUGAUUCAGCGCUCGUAAAUUACCAAACAAAAAACUCUUUUAGUGCUAAGUAAUACUUCAAAGAUAAUUGCUUCAGACCAUCCAUUUACCACUUGUUUUUUUUUGUUAUGUCAAUGUAUUUUCGAUAAAUAACCACGCACUAGCUGAAAACUCAAUGAUUUGUGGUGAAAUUUUGAAGUAAAUGUAAGCCUGAUCAGAACCGUAAGUUAAAGAUGUUGUUCCACAUCACCCCGUUGAAUAUUAUGUCAAAACUCCACGUUUGGUCAGCCAAAAAGUGAUAUGAAAUGGCCAUAGAGUAAAUUCAGGUUAACCCCUUCGUAUUGCCUUAACUUUUUCUCGAUUAUUAAUUUGUGCCACUUUUGAUAAAGUAAAAAAGUGGUCAUAGGCUGAUAAGCAUAGUGUGAUGGUUAGAGAUUAUCAUGAAAUCAAUUUAAAGCUUACGCAUUUGCUUUUUUGCCAUUUUUGGUAACUAUUUGACGAAUUGAAAAACUAGCGAAAAAUGGUGAAAAAGUUAAGGGGUAAGCCGUAGAUUUUUCCCGAAUUUUCUAAUUAAAUUUGCAAACCCCUUAACGUAAUCAUGAAAUAAACUUAAGGCUUAUCCCUUUGCUUUUUCGACAUUUUUUGACACUUUGAAACUUGGAAAAGUGGCGCAAAAUGGACAAAAAUUUAAGGAGUAAGUCAGCAAGCUAGCACUUACUCGAAUUUGCGAGUUUGAGAAAAAAUGGACAAUAAAUUAAGGUGUAUUGUUAUUUUAAAAUAAGCUUUAUUUGCAUGACCUAGUUAGAUGUAUUGCUAAGCAUAAUCGUAAAUAUAUAAAAGUUAACUAAUAUAAGAACUACUUUAACCAACAAAAAACAAGUGAAUAUACUGCUAUCUACAUGUAUAAUAUUAAAAGUAAAAGAGUAGAUCAAAUACUGAAAUAGGAAGGAUAACAAAUACAAAAUUUCUGGUUUAAGGACUGUUGUCUCUGAUAUAAAAACAUUUCGAAAUAUGCUUCCAGAAUAGAUCCGUUAUCACAGGGUCAUUCAAUUAUGACAUAAGAUCACUUAAUAAUUUUCUCUUUAAUUCAUUGGUGACGUUCUUUUGGAAAUAGUCCUUCAGGAUGUUGUGCGAGUUAUUUCGCAAAUUCUCGUUUUAUUACAUUCGAAUGCAAAGUGAAAUUUGUCUUCAACUGCACGUUUGUCCCCUAGCCGACGGCGCGAAGCGCCGUGCGAGGGUACUAAUUCCCCCCUGCUAUUUACACCCGGAGAAACGAAAGCAUUAGCCAAGUCUAAAGUUCAUCAAUGAGCGCGGGCGUGGGUUACCGUGACUGGUUCGGUGGUUGGUGGGUGGCCAUCCUCACUGAUCUCAAAAAUAUGGCGGACUAUCAUGAAUAGUUGACACUAGCCCCGUUUACACUACACUCAUUUUUGGCACCGCACUCUUAAAUAAUGGCAUGCGGAGCAAAUUUUUAGGCGUGGGAAAGGCUAUUUUCGUGAGCCGCAAAUGGUAAAUAUUUGUACAUUUGAAAUGUGAAAUGCUUGAUUUUAGUGUCAUCAAAUGUGAUUUGUUCUACAGCCGUGAGGCGUGAUUGUUGAUAAAACUGCUCCGUGAAAUGAGAAUUAAAGAUGCCUGUUUCGUGAACUGUGAUUAUUAUAGUGAUUAUUAUAAUAAACAUGAUAAGCGAUAAUCAAAUUUAUAUGUGAGGACAAGGUUUCUGGCGGUGAGGACAAGGUUCCUGGCGGUGAGGACAAGGUUUCUGACUGUGAGGACCAGGUUUCUGGCGGUGAGGACAACGUUACUGGCGGUGCGAACAAGGUUCCUGGCGGUGAGGACAAGGUUCCUGGCAGUGAGGACAAUGUUUCUGGCGGUGAAGACAAGGUUACUGCCGGUGAGGACAAGGUUCCUGGCGGUGAGGACAAGGUUCCUGGCGGUGAGGACAAGGUUCCUGGCGGUGAGGACAAGUUUCCUGGCGGUGAGGACAAGGUUUCUAACUGUGAGGACCAGGUUUCUGGCGGUGAGGACAAGGUUACUGGCGGUGAGGACAAGGUUCCUCGCGGUGGCGGUGAGGACAAUGUUCCUGGCGGUGAGGACAAGGUUCCUGGCGGCGAGGACAAGGUUCCUGGCGGUGAGGACAAGGUUUCUGACUGUGAGGACCAGGUUUCUGGCGGUGAGGACAAGGUUACUGGCGGUGAGAACAAGGUUCCUGGCGGUGAGGACAAGGUUCCUGGCGGUGAGGACAAUGUUCCUGGCGGUGAAGACAAGGUUACUGCCGGUGAGGACAAGGUUCCUGGCGGUGAGGACAAGGUUCCUGGCGGUGAGGACAAGGUUCCUGGCGGUGGUUGA
Messenger RNA from Paramuricea clavata, 9436 nucleotides. The record is from the annotation of a GenBank genome assembly. NCBI's taxonomy places the organism in Eukaryota, Metazoa, Cnidaria, Anthozoa, Malacalcyonacea, Plexauridae.